This is a messenger RNA of Perognathus longimembris pacificus (Pacific pocket mouse), 2383 nucleotides long. RefSeq names its product inhibitor of carbonic anhydrase-like. The coding region runs from base 6 to 2105 and encodes 699 amino acids. The transcript has 17 exons. The record is from RefSeq and is a predicted model, not a curated record. Gene Ontology annotation, cellular component: plasma membrane; extracellular region; recycling endosome. Gene Ontology annotation, biological process: antibacterial humoral response; iron ion transport. Lineage: Eukaryota; Metazoa; Chordata; Mammalia; Rodentia; Heteromyidae.
GGAUAAUGAGGCUAGCCAUCUGGGCUCUGCUGGGCGUGGGGGCCCUGGGGCUGUGUCUGGCUGUCCCCGAGAAGACUGUGAGGUGGUGCACUGUGUCAGAUCAUGAGGCCACCAAAUGCUCCAGUUUCCAAGAGGCCAUGGGAAAAGUCCUCCCCGCAGACGGCCCCCUUGUCACCUGCGUGAAGAGAAGCUCUCACCUGGAUUGCAUCCACGCCACCGCGGAAAAGAAAGCUGACGCUGUGACUGUCGAGGGAGGUUUGGUGUUUGAGGCCAGCCUGCCCCCCUAUAACCUGAAGCCCGUGGCGGCCGAAGUCUAUGGAUCCAAAGACGACCCACAAACCCGCCAUUACAUCGUGGCCGUGGCGAAGAAAGGCACUGGCUUCCAGCUGAGCCAGCUCCGUGGCAGGAAGUCCUGCCACCCGGGCCUGGGCUGGGCCACCGGCUGGCACGUCCCCCUAAGCGCACUGCUGCCCUCUGGGUCUCUGGGCACAGAGGCCGCCAGGUUCUUCGGCAGCAGCUGCGUCCCGUGUGCCGGCAGCAGCUUCCCCAGCCUGUGCCGCCUGUGCGCGGGCCAGGGUCCGGACAGGUGCGCCUGCUCCUCCCAGGAGCCCUACUUUGGCUACUCGGGCGCCUUCAGGUGUCUGCAGGAUGGUGUGGGGGACGUGAGCUUCGUGAGGCACAUGACAGUGUUUGAGGUCCUGCCCGAGGAGGCUGACAGGGCCCAGUACGAGCUGCUGUGCCCGGAUAACACGCGGAAGCCGGUGGACCAAUACGAGCAGUGCCACCUGGCCAAGGUCCCCUCCCACGCCGUCGUGGCCCGCAGCAUGGACGGCAAGGAAGACGUGAUCUGGGAGGUCCUCAACAAGGCCCAGGAACAUUUCGGAAAAGGCAAGAGGUCAGAAUUUCAACUCUUUGGUUCCCCGCAUGGGAGAGAUCUGCUGUUCACGGAUGCUGCCUGGGGUUUUUUACGGGUCCCCCCUAAAAUGGAUGCUAAGCUGUACCUGGGAUAUGAAUAUCUUUCUGGCACCCGGCACCUGGAGACAGGCGUGCAGGGGAUUCAGAGGGUGCGGUGGUGUGCGGUGGGCCCCCAGGAGAAGGCCAGGUGCGAGGAGUGGAGCGCGGUGAGCGGCGGGGCUGUGGCGUGCACCGUGGAGGAGACGCCGGAGGACUGCCUCGCCGCCAUUGUGAUAGGAGACGGGGACGCCAUGACCGUGGAUGGAGGACACGCUUACCUCGCAGGCCAGUGUGGGCUGGUGCCUGUCCUGGCAGAGAAUUACGAGCCUAAACCUGGGAGUGAGCGCCUGGGGUCUAAGUGUGUGAACGCGCCCUUGGAAGGCUACUACGUCGUGGCUGUGGUUAAGAAAUCCGAUGUUGGCAUCACCUGGAAUUCCCUGCGAGGCAAGAAGUCCUGCCACGUGGCGGUUGGCAGCUCCGCGGGCUGGCACGUGCCCAUGGGUUUAAUAUACAAUCAGACCGGGUCCUGCAAGUUCGACGAGUUCUUCAGUCGCGGCUGUGCCCCCGGAUCUAAUCCUGACUCCCCUCUCUGUGCUCUGUGUGGCGGGAGUGACAAUCCAGCCCACACAUGCGCCCCCAACAGCAACGAGAGAUACUUCGGCUCCACAGGGGCGCUCAGGUGUCUGGUUGAGAAAGGAGAUGUGGCUUUUGUGAAGCACUCUACAGUCCUAGAGAACACCAACGGAAAGAACCCUGAGGCCUGGGCUAAGGACCUGAAGCAGGCAGAUUUUGAGCUGCUGUGCCUCGAUGGUACCAGAAAGCCUGUGUCGGAAGCUCAGAGCUGCCACCUGGCCACAGUGCCGAACCAUGCCGUGGUGUCGAGGAAAGAUAAGGCCGAUUUUGUUCGCAGGAUACUCUUCAACCAGCAGGAGCUCUUUGGAAGAAAUGGAUUUGAAUACAGGAUGUUCCAGCUGUUUGACUCCUCCAGCAAGGAUCUGCUGUUCAGCCAUGACACAGAAUGUCUGGCUAACCUUCAGAACAAAACCACUUAUGACAAGUACAUAGGGCCGGAUUAUCUCACGGUGAUGGCCAACUUCAAGCAGUGCCUAACCUCUGGACUCCUGGACGCCUGCUCAUUCCACAGAAAUUGAAAAGACAUGAAAAAGGGACCGAUGGCGGCGCCAACUGUUGUUUAUCUCCGUGUGGAUUUGUGUCAACCUCGGUCAUCUUUACCAUUUUGAUCAGUUCUUGGUGCGGAAAUUAAAAUGAAUCAAAACCAUGCGUCCUGGCUGGCUCAAAAGAUGAGCAGAAUAACCUGGCUUAGGUAGCCAGAAAUGAGCGCGGAAAGAGUGUAUCAAUCAUCAGACCCUCGUGCAAAUAAAGAUUAUGUUUGCACCAAUCAUGGUACACAGCCAUGCCAAUGAAAGAU